Brachypodium distachyon (stiff brome) is the source of this 2464-nucleotide messenger RNA. Its product is annotated as tRNA(His) guanylyltransferase 2-like. The record is from RefSeq and is a predicted model, not a curated record. Gene Ontology annotation, molecular function: tRNA guanylyltransferase activity; magnesium ion binding. Gene Ontology annotation, biological process: tRNA modification. NCBI's taxonomy places the organism in Eukaryota, Viridiplantae, Streptophyta, Magnoliopsida, Poales, Poaceae.
GACACUCUCUCUCUCUCAAAAAAGAAAGAAAAGACACAGCCGCCGCCGCCGCAUUAGCCGUCGCUGGCUCCCUCAGCCGCCGCCUACGGGUUCCCCUCGACGCCGGAUCCACUUAGCCUUCCGGGUGCCAUCGCCACCCCGUCCAUACCCGGUACGCCGACGUGCCCGAACUCCCACUCUACCUCCUCCUGUUCUCCCCUUCUCGUCCCUCGUCGAGUGUCGGCGGCGGACCGGUGCGUGUACCUGCGUCUAGUACGGCGGCAGCGGGAGUCCGAGCCAGAUAGAGGGGAAGGGGGAGGUGAAUGGAGAGCAUACCUUGGCGGGACGGAACUUUCCGUUGGAGUCGUUGAGGGAUGGGGAGCCCAAGCUGCCGGCCGAAUUUGUGGAGUCGGACGGGGAUGCUGCUGGACCUUUUUAUUUUGCUCAAAACCCCUAGGCAGCUGGAGUUGCUCUAACUUAUCUUACGAGUGUGCAAUUACUGACUGUGCGUGGUGUCUUCAGCGGAAAUUGUUCUUGUGUUCGAUGAAUUUUGACCGAACAGAGGAAAAAAAAUCCACUCAUGUCAGGGGGAAGGAAAUGUGGCUAUUUGGUCGUGAUCAGCCAUGUCGGCGCUUGUUAGAAGGAACCAAAAAUAUUCCCCAUCUACUCCCUCUUUGCAAUGGACAAUGUGUAGCUUCAGGAUCAGGUGUCUUGUACUCUUGUGGUGUCGAGUGAUGGCAAAUAGCGAGUUUGAGUACGUGAAGAGGGAGUUCGAGUUUGACCGCCGCCUCCCAGCUUCCAACUGGAUUGUUGUCCGCAUCGAUGGCUGCCAUUUCCACCGAUUCUCGAAGAUACAUGCCUUCGAGAAACCAAAUGAUGAGAGUGCUUUAAAACUAACGAACUCUUGUGCCACUUCUAUGCUCGAUAAAUUCCCUGACAUAGUGUUUUCUUAUGGUGUUAGCGAUGAAUACAGUUUUAUUUUCAAAGAGGCAACAGAAUUCUAUCAAAGGCGAGAAAGCAAAAUUCUCUCUUUAUGUGUUUCUUACUUCACAUCUGCGUAUGUAAUGAAGUGGAAAGAUUUCUUUCCUAAUAAAGAGUUGAGGGAGCCUCCAUAUUUUGACGGCCGAGUUGUAUGCUAUCCAAAUAUGAAAACCAUUCUGGAUUAUUUGGCAUGGAGGCAAGUGGACUGUCAUAUAAAUAAUCACUACAAUACAUGUUUCUGGAUGUUGGUGAUGUCUGGAAAAACUGAAAAAGAGGCACAACAAACGUUGAAGGGAACAUUCAAGGACAAGAAUAAGUUGCUUUCUCAGCAGUUCCGAAUCAACUAGUUCCGAAAAGGAUCCAGUGUUUAUCGAGACAAGGUGGAGACAAAGGUGAAAACUAAUGACUAUGGGAAUCCCAUAAAAAGGAUGUGGUUAGCUGUUACAGUAUCAAAUGUCGAUAUCAUAGGACCUGAAUUUUGGGAAAAACAUCAAUACAUUCUUCGACAAGAAAAAUAUAGAUACGAGUAUGUGAAGAAGUUCGACAACAUCAAUAGGCUUCCACGUUGUAAUUGGACUGUUGUUUGUAUUAGCGCCUGCCAGUUUGACCAAUUCUCACUGAUCCAUUCAUUUGACAAGCCAAACGAUGAGACUGCUCUAAGAUUGAUGGACGCUUCUGCUUCUCUGAUGAUGGAGCGAUUCCCCGAUAUUAUCUUUGCCUAUGGUUUUAGCAAUGAAUACAGCUUUGUGUUCCAGGAGAACACUGAAUUAUAUCAGAGACAUGAGAGAUUAAUCAUUUCUUCAUGUUCAUCAUGUUUCACUUCUUUCUACAUGAUGAAGUGGAAAGAAUUUUUCCCCAACAAAGAGUUAGUGCAGCCACCACACUUCGAGGCUGAAGUUCUCUGUUACCCAAAACCAAAGAUCGUUCGUGCUUAUUUGUCAUGGAGGCAAGCAGAAUGUCACAACAGGAACCAAUACAAUACAUGCUUUUGGAUGUUAGUGAAAUCUGGAAUAGGCGAAAACGAAGUUCAUGAGAUACUGAAGGGAACAUUAUCAAAGGACAAGAAUGAGUUACUUUUUCAGCAAUUUCAAAUGAACUAUAACAAUGUACCGGCUAUGUUCCGAAAGGGUUCAUGUACUUAUCGUCAAAAGGUGGGGAAAAUUGCUGAGGUGGAGGAUAGCGGAGAUGUUGCAGAAGCGCCCUGGGACGUAGCAGUGGCCCACGUGGACAUGGGGCCAGAGUUUGGAGAAAGCACCAUUGUAUUUUUAAUUGAAAAUGAUAUCUAGUUCAGUCAUAUAUACUAAAAUACGUCUAGAUACAUGUAAUAAAAAGUCACUUAAUAUGGAAGGAGGAAGUAGUUGUCAUCCCGUGCCAAAUUUCGUCAAAAAUGUCAGUAGAUUUUGGUUAGGAAUUCCAGUUUCUUUCGUUCCCUUCAUCCUUGUGUUUGUGCGCUUAUUCGUGUCGAAUGGUUUUUCCUUACAAUGUAAAGCAAUUGGCAAGGUUU